GAAAUAAUCACAUAGAACAAUGUCUGACUCAAUACAGCUACUUCUAUAUGCAUCGUUUUUUAUAUUGUUUGCAUUCGCGUGUAUUUAUUUAUACUUCCGUUAUAAAUACACAUAUUGGACUAGAAAAGGUGUAUCGCAUUUAAAACCCAAGUUUCCUCUAGGUAACAAUGAGUGCAUUGGUACUGAAGCAUUUUCCUACGGCAUCGAAACCGUCGAAUGGUAUAAGGAAUUCAAAAGACGCGGGCUGAAAUGUGGAGGCGCCUGGAGUUGGUGCAAUCCAGUUUUGAUUGUAACCGAUCCCGGUUACAUCAAGGAAAUUCUGCUGAAGAGUUUUCCCAGUUUCAGCACCAGAGACUUCUAUCACAAUCCGGAAUACGACCCUAAAAACGAAAAUAUUUUCGUGGUGGACAAGGAAGUAUGGAAAAAUCUGAGGCAAAAGCUGACGCCUGUUUUCACGACAGCUAAAAUGAAGCUGAUGUUUUUGGCUGUGGUUAAAUGUACCGAACCUAUGAUGGAUAUUUUUGCCAAGAAUGCUGAAACUGAAAAAGACAUAGAUAUAAGAGAGGUAUUUGCCUCUUAUACAACAGACGUAAUCGGUAAUGUAGCUUUCGGAUUGGAUUUUGGUAGUUUCUCGAGUGAAGAAGGCGAAUUUCGUAAAAUGGGCAAAGAAAUCUUCCGUUCAACGCCAAAGAGAAAACUUUACCUUAUGCUCACCAGAAUCUGUGAGCCCAUAGCUCGCUAUUUAGGUAUCAAUAAUAUUCCAGAACCCGUAACUGAAUUCUUCACGGAAACCUUAACAGAAACUGUCAAAUUCAGACAGAUAAAUAAUUCCAGAAAAUCCGAUUUCUUACAGCUGCUCAUCAACCUGUACGAAACCACAAAGGACGAAGAAAAACCUUUUACUUUUGACGAUCUUAUUGGCAACGUGAUUUUGUUUUUCAUAGCCGGAUUUGACACGUCUUCGACUACAAUGAACUUUGCAUUGUAUGAACUUGCCCUUAAUCCCAAAUUACAAGACAAAACCAGGGAAGAAAUACGAAGGGUACUGGAUGAGCACAAAGGAGAGCUUACCUAUGAAUCGUUCAAAGAAAUGACUUAUUUGAGACAAGUGAUAGAUGAAACAUUGAGGAAGUACCCUCCAGUCCAAGCAAUUGCAAGAAAAACCGUAAAACCACACAGAUUCGAGGAUGAAAACUUCACACUAGAAAAAGGCAUAAGCGUCGUUAUUCCCAUUCUAGCUCUAGGAAGAGAUCCAGAUUAUUUCCCAAAUCCUGACCAGUUUGAUCCUGAACGAUUUAACGCUGAAAACAAACAGAAUAUAAAUCAAUAUGCUUACUUACCUUUUGGCGAAGGACCUAGGAACUGUAUCGCUAAACGGUUUGGUUUGAUGCAAACUUCAAUUGGCCUUAUCCAAGUUUUGAAAGACUACAAAGUCAGCAUCAGUCCGAAAACGAAAAUGCCUUUAACCUUGAAAAAAGGUUUGUUUUUGAUGCAACCAAAUGAAACCUUGUAUCUGAGAAUAACCAAAGCUUAAAUUGAAUUUUUUACUUACAAAAUCCAGGCUCGAAUAAUAUUUAUUUAUUUUAUCACUUUUUAAAAUGUAAACUUUAAUAAAUUUUUCCAAAACCGAU
Ceutorhynchus assimilis (cabbage seed weevil) is the source of this 1631-nucleotide messenger RNA. The record is from the annotation of a GenBank genome assembly. NCBI's taxonomy places the organism in Eukaryota, Metazoa, Arthropoda, Insecta, Coleoptera, Curculionidae.